AUGGCUCCCCGCGCUCUGGCCACUCUCUUCUUCGUUGUGCUGGCGGUGACGUCUGCUUCCGCGCAGACGUCAUGCAGGGGCAUCGGUGCUGACGUGCUGACGGGCGCGAUCGGCAUGCUGACCGACACUUCCCGCUCGCUCCAAAGCGUUGCCCAGUUCACUCCCACCAACUUCCAGCAGCAAGUUCCCCAGCUGGCCCAGGGCUUCGUCAACAUCGCCAACAGCGUCCAAAUGGUGCUGACGCUCCAGGGCUUCGUCCCCGCGGGCUUCACCUACCCCGACGCGGACGCCCAGAAGAUUGUCGCCACGCUCAAGACCUUUGUCGCCGUCCACCAGCAGCUGCUCGCUAUCGUUAUCGGCGACAAGGGCUUCCUGGCCGGCGCCCCCUACACCGCCGGCUUCUUCGAGCCCAUCCGCCUCGGUCUAGUUGUCCUGGAGCAGCAGGUGGACGCGUUUGCGCUGAAGCUCAUCAACAUGAUGCCCACGCAGAAGACGGAGGGCCAGAAGCAGAGUGACCUGCUGACCGGAUCGAUUGAGAACGCGCGCAUCGAGUACAGCACACCGUACUUUAGUGUCACUGUGAACUCGGGCACUUCCAACGUCACUCAGGGAGUGGGGCCCCUCAACGUGCCCCUACCGGGCGGUCGCAAGAUGGCGCUGUAG
Messenger RNA from Klebsormidium nitens, 663 nucleotides. The record is from the annotation of a GenBank genome assembly. NCBI's taxonomy places the organism in Eukaryota, Viridiplantae, Streptophyta, Klebsormidiophyceae, Klebsormidiales, Klebsormidiaceae.